AUGUACGAUAAUGCUGAUUCAACUGAAGUUGAGGACUUGUUUGCGUGCUUUGACAGCUUCAAUGCUCUCACUGACUUCGAAACGCAGUUACAAGCCCUCUAUGACAACGACGCUAACAUGAAUAUUGACUCGCAGUACUCAAAUUUAAGCGAAUGGGGCGACGUGCCUAUAUUUAAUACCAGCCCUUUUUCUGUCAGUUCACCCGAAGCAAACUCGAUUUCAACAGUCGGCUCUCCAAAUUCGUAUUGUGAAGAUAAUAUAUCGCUGCCUAAUCUAUCCCCGUCGUUAACAACGCUGAAUGAUACUUUUCCAGAGUUCCAAUAUUCUACGCUGGAAGAACCAUAUGAUCAGCAGUCGCACGAAUUGGGAGGACCAGUAGUGGAGAAUGUAAAGAAACGUCAGAAUGUGGAGGAUGAUUCUUUCCCGGCUGAUGAUAAUGAUGACGACGAAAAUACUAAAAAGAAGCGUAAAGCCACGAUGAAUACGAAGUAUAGGAAAUCGAAUAUUUCACCUAAAAUGGCGAAGAAGCAAUAUUAUAAGAGUGAAUGUAAUGAGAAUAACGCUACAAUGUCAUUUGUGGAUGGCGUGCAAGUUCCUCUUUGCGUCGAUGGGACCGCACUGCCUAAUGUACAGAGUAUUGUUGUACCGAACUCCCCGGUCUCUGGAAUCCCUCCCAAUUACAAUGCAAAUGCUUUGCUUGGGCUUGGACAAGGGAUAUGGUCAAGCGAUAUCUCCCCAGGAGUCUCUCCACAGCCGACUGGCUUCGUUCCUAUUUUCAACAAUGAUGUGUCCAGUGGUGUCCCUGAUAUGCCGUCUCAGUUCAAUGUAUCGCUGCUUGGCGGUAAAGUACCAAUACAAAGAAUAAAGUCAUCUACAUCGCAACCCCUCACGAAUACAACAGCGCAACCGACUAAACAACAGAAGAAGAUUGCUCACAAUGCUAUAGAACGUCGCUACAGAAAUAAUAUCAAUGACCGGAUUAACGAGCUAAAGAAUGUAGUUCCGGCCCUCAAUCAUCAUAAACAUAAGGAUACUAAAGAAAUUGAUGAUGAGGAGGAGGCAGAGGAAAUAGAUGGGAUUCCGGCCGCUACUAAAUUAAACAAGGCUACUAUAUUGAGAAAGGCUACUGAGUACAUUAUACAUUUGAGGAAGAUCAACCAGAGAUUCAAAGAGGAAAACGAGAAUUUGAAGAGGAUUCUGGAAGCCUUUCCCGGCGCUAUCGACCUCUACCAAGAGUAUAUCGAUAAUCGCAAUGAUCCUUCGACACCUGAAGAUAUAUCUCCACCUGCUUCCGAUCCACCAACACCAUCAACUUCAUCAAGCGCCGGCGCAGGGACCCGCAUGCUUAUGGCCAUCUUCAUGUGCAUGACAUUUUUUUCACCACCGUCCGACUACGGUCAACCUGCUCAUGGUGAUCAUGCGUCUAUGGUGCAUCAUCAUCACGAGGCACGUGUCUCAAGUGCACAUCCGAAUGGCAUGGCCAACAUUGCCAAAGCUAAUUCAGCCGGUUUCUUUUCCGGUGAUGGUAUAAUAACCAUCGAUAUAUGGUAUUUAAUCCGCUCCAUUACAUUUAUUAUGUUGAUGAUAUAUAUCCUACGGCCGUCAUUCCUUAACAAGUCUCGUCGAGUGCAAAAACCCAAACAACAUAUAGCUUCCGUCUUGGCUGCCAAAAACAAAGACGUCAGAACACAAUAUGUUUCUGUUACCGAACUCACAUCUUACGCCCCGAGCAAUUCGAUGGAAAUACUUUUCGGAAUUACGGUGGAAUCAUUCAAGUUCUUUAUAAGACGCGUUUUAGGAUGGGAUAUUACUGCUAGCCAAGAUAACGAAGAGAAAUUGUGGGAAGUCGCUUUGUGGAACAGACAGGGGGAACUAGAAUUGAGUGGAGGCAAUAACAAAGCUUCACGUUUUUCUGUUCUUUACGUUUGCCUACGUACUAUCAAUCUCUUCGAGACUACCUGCAUAACCAGAAAGUGUAUCAUCGCAAGCCCAUCCCGUAUAUAUAUCAACGCCGCAUUACAGAGUUAUAUCGGACUCCAGUCCAUGCCGUUCAUUGCUCAAAAGGUAGCUGCGCAUUUUUGGGGACGUGCAAUCAAAGAAAAGGGACGUGAUGGUCAUGAAGAUAAAUGGACGGAAAUUGCCUUGACAAUCAAGCAAGGAAGCAAUCUUUGGAAAGAUGCUAUGAAUCGCGUUUUCGAACAGGCUUUUAACCCGCAAAACGUAACCGAUGAUAUUACCAGAAGUGCGACCAUUCCCCUUACCCGAUUUUCAGACGCUCAAUCUCUGGCUCACCUCAAAGAUGCAUAUCUCAAAUUCAUUUCGCAAAACUAUGGAAAGAAGAAACUUCGAAAGAGCAAGGACCUUUUCGCUGACAUACUUGCCGUUACAACGCACACCUCUUCGACGCACUGGUAUGCGUUUGUUGGUAGUACAAUCGUCACCUUCUUGAACGGAGGUAAGCAGAUUGACGAUAAAUUGAUCAAUCAAUUAAGAGAGAAAUUUCCCAAGAGCGAAAAUACGAAUACGCAAGUAUUAGCAAGAGGGUUACUUUCCCAUGCGUUUUUGAUGUACGGCAAGAUUGAGGCAUCAGUUAGAUGUGCAGAGAAGGCGGCAAUCGCGUUGAAACGUCGAAAUGAAGACAGUUCAGAUGACAUGGUUGUAGAAGAAGAGACUGAAAUUAGUGCAUUGGAAAAAGAAGUUCAUGACUUGGCGGAAUUCUGCGUUGGUUGGAUCGUAUUGGAAGCAAGAGUGUUGGGAUGGAAAGCAAUCGAGAAUCUGUCCAAGGAAAACAAGUCGCUAAAGUUACCAGACGUGCUCGAUCCUGAAAUUUCCUUAAAGCCAGCGGUUUACGAAUGGUUAUUAUAUAUGCGCAGAUUAGUGAGCACAAAUACGUUUCGUAAUGUUGCGGAGGAGAUCCGCGAAGAAUCUCUAAAAAAGCUGCAUGCUUUGACUAGAUUAAUAGGUGAAGUCGAUGAGGAAGAUGAUUCGGGUUAUGAAGGCGAACCAGAGAAGGAGAAUGAGAACAAUAAAAAUCUUGAUAACAAGGCAGUGCGUGCAUGGUAUAUUUUGAAAAGCACGUAA
This is a messenger RNA of Paraglomus occultum, 3081 nucleotides long. NCBI's taxonomy places the organism in Eukaryota, Fungi, Glomeromycota, Glomeromycetes, Paraglomerales, Paraglomeraceae. The record is from the annotation of a GenBank genome assembly.